This is a messenger RNA of Colletotrichum fioriniae, 711 nucleotides long. The record is from RefSeq and is a predicted model, not a curated record. NCBI's taxonomy places the organism in Eukaryota, Fungi, Ascomycota, Sordariomycetes, Glomerellales, Glomerellaceae.
AUGAACGUCAGAGACGCUGGCCUAGCCUCUCACGAUGCGGACUUCAUCGUAGAAGCCUUCGACUCGACCCUCGCGCCGCUCGCGGCCAUCGGCAGCGGCGCGAUGUGGGGGUCGCAGCCCUUUAGCCAGAAAAACGGCUUCGUCGAGGAGAACCUCAAGGAUGUGGCGGCGUCGGAGAGGUACCGGACUACCGGCGAAGGCGAUGCUUUGCGAAUCUUCAUUGCUGAGAUUGAGGUUGGGUCCCCGACGGCCGCUACGGCGAGUACCCCGCACGACGCCGGGCAAGACGAGCCGGGCCUUCGGUACAGGGUCGGCAAGGACGGAAAGCGCUACGUAUCUGUCGGCGCCGCGUUCGUGCGCACGAAUUGGCUUCCGGGCCAUGUUAAGAGGCAGUUUGAUCAAGAGAAGAAGAUUCGCGACGAGUUGGAGGGGAAGAAGGACAAUUUCGUGUAUCUUGAUGUCAUCGUCACGGACUAUCGGACAGGUCGUUAUCGCAAGGGCGCUGGAGAAGCGCUUAUUCGACGGGCCAAGGAGUACGGUGUCGAGGAGGGCAUGCGGGAGCUUUAUGUUGAUGCGUGGGCUGGCAACGAGAAGAAGUUGAACAAGUUCUACGAAAGGCAGGGGUUUGUUGUCGUUGACGAUUUCAGCUUGACGCGUGCCAAUAAGCCUGCUUGGGCUGGUACGCUUAUGCGGAUGAAUUUAUCGGCUUGA